AUGUCGCAACAACCUUCUCAAACCUGGCAGAGCCAACCAUGGAACUAUCAACAGCAAGAGGAAUUGGUACAGCAACAGCAGGAGCAGCUGCAACAAUCAUCGCUCAACCUUUCACAAUUACCUGCUGAUGUGCUUUUCUUUGGUGAUCCGUCAACAUCAGACGGACCGCCGUAUAUAGACGAUUCCAAUCGGGCUGUGCAUGAACAACUGGUUACUGGUUCUAUUCAGCAACAGAAUGACACUCUGUCUACUCGGCAAAACCUGCUUACGCAUCGGCAACAACGUCAACAACGGUGGUUGUCGCAGUACCCGUAUUCGAGACAGCGUGAAGUACAAACACCAAACAAAUCAUUUACGCCGCCGACGCAAUCUGAACAUCAAUUGGACCGACAAAACUCGGUUCAAGACAUGCUUGGAGUUUUUCCGAUUGAGCCAUCAGAGUAUGUCCAAUCACAGGCCUAUCCACCAACGGGCAGUACAAGUAUCUCUCAGUUGCAAACAAACAUUCAGCAAGUGUCUCUACAACAAAGUAACUUUCCAGGAAACGGGUUUCCAGAUAAAUCUUCUCAGAUGGAAACCGACAUGCGAUCUUCACAAUCUCAA
Messenger RNA from Paraglomus brasilianum, 603 nucleotides. Lineage: Eukaryota; Fungi; Glomeromycota; Glomeromycetes; Paraglomerales; Paraglomeraceae. The record is from the annotation of a GenBank genome assembly.